Phragmites australis (common reed) is the source of this 1870-nucleotide messenger RNA. RefSeq names its product CRS2-associated factor 1, mitochondrial. NCBI's taxonomy places the organism in Eukaryota, Viridiplantae, Streptophyta, Magnoliopsida, Poales, Poaceae. Bases 207 to 1508 code for a protein of 433 amino acids. The transcript has 5 exons. Gene Ontology annotation, molecular function: RNA binding. Gene Ontology annotation, biological process: Group II intron splicing. The record is from RefSeq and is a predicted model, not a curated record.
GCCUCCAACAUUCGAAUUUGGAUCAUUUUGGAAUUUGAAUCGAAGCUUCAACAUUCGAAUCGAACCGUUCCUUGUCUUCCGUUGUACGGCCGGGAUUUUUCCUCCCCAAAACCCCGCAAGCAGGAGAGGGUUCUGCCCCUUCUGCCCCGCCGCCGCCGGCCGCUGGCCGUUGUCUCCCGGCACAGCCAUAGCCAGUGAGCCGCCCCAUGGUCCUCCCGGGCCUCCUCCUCCGCCGCGCCGACGCACCUCUCCGCCCGCCGUACCGCUACCUCUCCCGCCUCCUAGACCGCUACGGCUUCGUGCCCCCGGCCUCCCUCACCCACGCCCCGCGAGAAUCCCCCGACGCCGCCGCCGCCAAGAAGCGCCGGGCCAAGAAGCCGCCCUACCGCCCGCCGUCCUCGCUAGACCGCGGUGGGCGCCCGCCCGCGCGCUCGGACCUUCCCUUCGACUUCCGCUUCAGCUACACCGAGAGCACCCCGGGCUCCAAGCCCAUCGGGCUCCGGGAGCCCAAGUACUCCCCGUUCGGCCCCGACCGCCUCGACCGACCCUGGACGGGCCUCUGCGCUCCCGCCGUCGACGCCACGCUCCGCGACGUCGCCGCCGAGGACCCCCUCCCCGACGCCGAGAGGGGGCUGGAGGAAGCCCGCCGGCGCGAGCGCGAGCGCGUGCUCGGCGAGCCGCUCACCCCCGCCGAGCGCGCCUUCCUGGUCGAGAAGUGCCAGAAGAACCGCACCAAGCGGCAGAUCAACCUUGGGAGAGAUGGGCUUACUCACAACAUGCUAAAUGACAUUCACAAUAACUGGAAGAGCUGCGAGGUGGUCAGGGUAAAAUGCCUUGGUGUGCCGACGGUUGAUAUGCAAAAUGUGUGCCAUCAACUUGAGGAUAAGACUGGUGGCCUUAUCAUCCACAGGCAUGGUGGUCAGUUGAUACUGUACAGGGGUAGGCAUUAUAAUCCAAAGAAAAGACCUUCAAUUCCGUUGAUGUUAUGGAAGCCAGCUGAACCUAUCUACCCGAGGCUAAUCAAAACAACAAUAGAAGGGCUGACAGUCGAGGAGACAAAGCAAAUGAGGAAGAAGGGCCUACAUGUUCCUGUUUUGACGAAGCUUGCAAAGAACGGAUAUUAUGCUAGUCUUGUGCCAAUGGUUCGUGAUGCCUUUCUGACUGACGAGUUGGUUCGAGUAGAUUGUAAGGGAUUGCCAAAAAGUGAUUAUCGGAAGAUUGGAGUCAAGCUCAGAGACCUUGUUCCUUGCAUUCUUGUCUCUUUUGACAAGGAACAAAUUAUUGUUUGGAGGGGAAAGGAUUAUGAUGGAAGCUUACAAGAUCAUACGCAAAAGUCAUUCCCUUCAAGUAUUGUCUCAGAUUGUGCGUCAGUAAAGAAAGAGAAUGGUCAUCAGGAACAAACAUCAAGUGAUUGUUCUUCUGAUGAGUGUUCUGGGACCAGUAGCUCUGAUGAAGCACCAGAUGACAAGUCUGUCAUUUCUGACCUGGACUCUUCUAGGGCGAUCUGACAUAGAAAUCCACAAAGUUGCCAUGUCACCAGAGUGUACAAGCUUGUGUAUUAUGUAUUCGUGUUAGUUAUCUUAUAUCGCCAUUGCUAUGGCAAGUUGUAGGCCUUUUCUUUUUUCUAUCAUUCAUGACUAGUUCUGGCAAAUUUAUGAUUUUGUUCACGUCCUAUAGACAAUAGUUGCUUGGAUGGUACAGGCACAUCGCACAAUUGUAGCUCGAGGCUCCAGCAGUUCAGUAAUUGGAGGACUAGAAUGUUGUUAUUUUGCUGACCACAAAUUAUACAAACCUCAUUUGACUUUACCCAAGAACGUCAUGUAAAGCUCAAUGAACAAUGAUUUAACAAUGUUAUCCCGUCUUAUAUGGC